Molecule: messenger RNA, 1614 nt
Organism: Aspergillus ibericus CBS 121593
Lineage: Eukaryota; Fungi; Ascomycota; Eurotiomycetes; Eurotiales; Aspergillaceae
Product: fungal specific transcription factor domain-containing protein
Exons: 2
Coding region: 1-1614 (537 amino acids)
Biological process (GO): DNA-templated transcription
Cellular component (GO): nucleus
Molecular function (GO): zinc ion binding; DNA binding
Source: RefSeq, a predicted model, not a curated record
AUGCGGCUGCACUCGCAUGGGGCCAAUUAUGUCGGCAGCGUCCACUGGGCUGCCGUUCUCGAUAGCAUCUCCGAGCUCCGCGACCACUACGAGGAGGAGGAAGAGGCGCGCAUGCUGGCUGGCGACCAUGUGCUGCGCCCUAGUCCGGGCCCGCGUCUGCUCUACGAGCCCGUGCAGGACACCAAGGCCGAUCUUCUGGCAGCAAUUCCUGCCCGGCCGGUCGUAGAUCGCAUGGUGGCCCGGUACUUUAAUGCACAGGGGGUGGUUCCGGAAAUCCUGCACAGUGGCCAUUUUCUCCGCGAGUAUGAACGGUUCUGGCAGGACCCGGGGGCAGCAUCCUUGGCCUGGAUUGGCCUGUUGUUUAGUGUCAUGUGUGUCACUACGCAGUAUCAACAGUCUAUCGAGGAGUCCACCGACCCCGAGACACCCAUGCGGGUGAACGUGUUCCGCGAGAAGACCAUUAACUGUCUCGUUCUGAGCGAGUACACCCGGGGAGGCGACUAUGUACUAGAAACCCUCAUCAACUACCUCACCAGCGAGAUGUUCCUGUCCAAGGACGGCGAGAUCGGCCUCUGGCUGGUGCAAGGCAUGCUGGUGCAGCUGGCCCUGAGUCUGGGCUACCACCGCGACCCCCACAAUUUUAGCAAUAUCACCCCCUUUGCCGGCGAGAUGCGGCGGCGCGUGUGGGCCGUCAUCGUGCAGCUGGAUCUGCGCCUCUCCAGCCAGAUGGCCCUGCCCCGCCUGCUGAAGCUGCAGCACUAUGAUACCACCGAGCCCCGCAACCUGCUGGACACGGACUUUGAUGAGAAUACCCCCGAGCUCCCCGCGUCCCGGCCCGAGACCGAGGUGACACCCGUGCUGUAUAGUUUGGCCAAGAGCCGGAUCGACCAGAUGAACGGGUUGGUCAGUGAUCUCGUCAAUGACACGCGGGAGCACCCGCACUCGGAGAUCCUGGAGUUGGACCGGAAGUUGCAAGAGGCCGAGGCAUCCCUGCCGCCCAUCUUCCGCUGGCAGCCGCUGAGCCAGUCGUUUAUGGUUCUGCCGCAGAUUGUCAUGCACCGCGUGCUGCUCCAGCUCGCCAUCCAGCGACAGACCAUCUGGCUGCACCGGAAGUACCUCACUCCGGCGUAUAGCCCGGCUCAUUACCAGGACUCGCGCAAUGCCUGUGUGCAGGCGGCUAUCAAGAUCCUCGAGUUUCAGCAGAUCGUGGACGAAGAGACCCAGCGGGACGGGCUGCUGUAUCCGGUGCGGUGGAUGUUCAUGUCGUCGCGCCCGCAGGCCGUCUUCUUACUGGGCAUCAGCAUUCUCUGUUACUACGUCCAGCUGACCAAGUCCCGACCUGAUGUCGCCCUCGACUCGGACACCGGCCUACGGAUUCACAAUCUACUACGCAACACGUAUCCGCUGUGGCUCCGUUCGAGCGCCGUGUCGCGGGAAGCCCGACGGGUGGUGGAGCAUCUGGGGCCUUUGCUGGGGCUUCGCGGACGACCCGAACCUGCCCCGUUGGUGGGUGCUACGACCGUGGGACCUGCUCCAUGGGUCCCUCCCCAGGACCCUGUCCCGUUGAUGGAUCCGCCCAACUGGGACUCUUACGAAGGUAAACCACCCUGCUAG